Molecule: messenger RNA, 2321 nt
Organism: Mercurialis annua (annual mercury)
Lineage: Eukaryota; Viridiplantae; Streptophyta; Magnoliopsida; Malpighiales; Euphorbiaceae
Product: reticulon-like protein B21
Exons: 9
Coding region: 295-2199 (634 amino acids)
Source: RefSeq, a predicted model, not a curated record
UUUUAAAAAAGAAAAUAUUGAUUUGUCCUCUAAUGGACAAAAAUAAUGUAAAAGGGUUUAUGAAGCACUUGUGCAAUAAUAUAAAGAGACAGAAGCAAACCAACCAAGAUUUAGAUUGAAAAAGCAAAAGAAAGAAACAGUCACUCUUCUCUUGCAACACAAUCUUCUCUGUUCUUUCUCCAACUCACUGCUUACCUCUCACAUCACCAACCCCCUCAUUUCUUCAACUUCAAGACUCCUUCUCCAUCAUUACCACACUCAAGUGCUCGAUCAAUUGCCUCAGAGAAUACAAAUAUGGAUGUCGGCAGGAGAAGGGGUGGAGUUAAAACAAGUGUAAUUGCAGGUUCUGUUUGGGAAAGCAGAAUGAAACACGAUGAAGUUAAGGGUGGAAUCAAAGUCUUCAAUGGAGAAACAAACAACAAUGAAGAAGAUAAUAAUAAUAAUAAUGGUGGUGAUUGUUCAAGUCCAAGCUCAAGAAAAUUGGUGAAGAGAAGCCCGGUUGGUCCUUCUGGUAAAAGAAAGACAUGGAAAUCUGAUGGCCCAAUUCAGAUUGCUAAAGGGAAAACUGAUUCAUCGUCAUUGGCAGUCAAGAAUUGUGAGGAACAGUGUAGAGAAUUGAGUGUUUCUGUUGACGGUGGAGUAUCCAAGAAAAGCUUGAAUUUUUCAGCCAGAAGAGGAAGAUCUGAUGGAAGUACAGGGUUGAGUGUUUCAGUUGAUGGGAUUGAUAAAAGAUUAAUUCUUGGGAAGAGCCCAGUUCAGAUGAGAAAUGGAAGAUCUGAUGUAAAGGAAAUUGUUGAUACCCAAUUGAGGAAAGUCAAGUCAGAUUCUGUUAGUAGUGAAAAGAAAGAGAUUAAAGAGAGGAGUGAUGAUUGUGGUGGUAGUGGAAUAAUUGAGAAAAACUCACCUGAGAUCGAGGAAAAUGGAUCUGAAGAAUCUUGUAAAGAGUUUAGUGUUUGUCAAGAAAAAGUGAUUUCUAGCACUGAAACUUAUAAAGAUGAUGAUGAUGAUGAAUUUGAAGGAGAUGAUGAAGAAGAAGAAGGAGAUGAUAAGAUUGGUGAAGAAAUGGAAAUUGAAGUUGAGAUUGAGAAGAAAAGUGUGGAUGACAUAAUGGAGAUCCUCAAUGUACAAGAAGAGAAGCCUAGAAUGAAAGUGGAAACAAAACCAUCACCACCAUCACCAUCACCACCACCACUACCACCACCGCAAGAACAGAAGCCUAAGAAAGUGGUAGUGAAUGAAGAUAUCAGAAAUAAAGUUCACCAGUUCAGGAAUAGAGCAGCACCACCAUCUCCUUCUAUAACAGUUAAUAAACAGCCCCCUCCAGUGCUCAGAAGAGCAGCUAUUUAUCAAAAUCUUUCAAAACCCACUCCAACUCCUGUUAGAAAUAAUGAAUACCAGAAUUACCCUGAAAGACAUAACAAACUGCAAAAUAUAGUGGAUUUAGUAAUGUGGAGAGACAUUUCGAGAUCUGCAUUUGUUUUUGGAAUUGGCACAUUUACCAUAAUCUCAUCUUCCUAUACAAAGGAUUUAAAUGUCAGCUUUAUAUCAGUAAUGUCCUAUGUGGGUCUUGUUUAUCUUGCUCUCAUUUUCUUGUACAGAUCACUUAUACACAGGGGAGUAAUAGAUAUAGAAGAUAGAAGGUAUGUGGUGGGGGAAGAAGAGGCAGUUUGGUUGAUAAAACUGGUUUUACCUUAUUUGAAUGAGUGUUUGUGGAAAAUCAGAGCUCUUUUUUCUGGCGAUCCUGCAACUACAAUGAAGAUGGCAGUACUGCUGUUUGUUCUUGCAAGGUGUGGCGCCUCCAUUACCAUUUGGAAGAUGGCUAAAUUGGGUUUUUUUGGGGUAUUUACUGUACCAAAAGUCUGCUCAUCGUACUCAACGCAGUUAACAGCGUAUGCAAAAUUCUGGAUUAGAAGGUUCAGAGAUGCAUGGGAGUCAUGCGCACACAAGAAAGCAGUUGCCUUGGCCAUUUUUACCCUCGUUUGGAACCUCUCUUCAAUGGUUGCUCGCGUAUGGGCAGUGUUCAUACUGUAUGUGGCCGUCCGAUAUUAUCAACGGUCAAUGGAGUUAGAUGAUGUAGAAGAUUGGGUAGUAGAGGAUGAUAAUGGAGGGCAUGAUGAAGCUUUCAUUGAACACAAACAAAAUGCUGGGAGUGGGGCCACUGCUUCUGCUGAAGUAAAUAAAGUUAAAAAAUGGUCGUAAAAAGUUAAAAGUGAAAUUACUGUCAUAGAAAUGCAUAUGCUUGAGGUGUGAUUAUGAUAGGAAAUAAUGCCAUUUUUUUAAUUUUAAUUUAAUACAAUUCAAUGGUAAUUUAUUACUGUGAA